Molecule: messenger RNA, 1845 nt
Organism: Cyclospora cayetanensis
Lineage: Eukaryota; Apicomplexa; Conoidasida; Eucoccidiorida; Eimeriidae
Exons: 3
Coding region: 1-1845 (614 amino acids)
Source: RefSeq, a predicted model, not a curated record
AUGCAUUACGGUACCAAAUUGCUCAGGGAGUUUCGGACUGCAGUGCAGCAGCUGCAGGGUCAGAUGCACCUGGAGAGCAGCAGCAGGACUGCAUCAAGUAGACGGCUGCGAGCUUGUCUGGUAGAUUCCAUUUAUUUCUUGCCCGCACUAACAGCAGCCACUGCAACCCACUGCCUUCUCCUUGCUGCCCACGCUUACCCAAUCCAACAGCAGAAGCCUCCGCGGGACGGAGAGUGUCAGCAGGAACAACCAGGAAACUCAGAGGAUUUGCUGCAACUCCAGCAAAAGACGACGCUACAGCUCAUCGAGUUACUUUUUGCCGCUGCUGUAACCCGCUUUAGCGCUCGCUGUUUGAGGAGCUUUCUGGCUGCCGAUUUGUCGGUGCUGCUGCAUGCUCUGUUGCUGGCUCGCCGCAACGGAGUUGCUGCUGCUGCAGCGCCAGCAGCGAACGAAUUGGUGGACAGGACGGCAACAGAGGUACAGUGGAAAGCAACAGCUGCAACGCUGCGAGAAGUCUCCGCUAUUCUCGUGUCCCUUGCUGCACUGGGUCAUCGGACUUCUGCGGUGUACAUCCACCUCACAUAUCGCUUGACACAGCUCAUCCUGGAUUCAGAUGAAGAGCAAGAAGAACACAUGCAGCAGGAACAAAAAAAACUGGAGGAAGAACAAAUGCAGCAGCGCGAAGUCUUGCACCGGGCCGAACAAUUUGCUGCAGCCGGCAAGGCCCUUGCGGCUGUAGAACACUUAGACCUUCCGGCUGCUAGGGUGAUUCUGUUUGCUGCGCUUGCUGCUGCUGAUGCUGGACCCCCCGCUGAUGUCAGUACCCCGUUACAGCAGAAUUGUAAGCGACCCCAGCCCGCCUUCCUGCGUGCUCAGGCUGUUUCUGACACUGCUUUCUUUGUUUCAUCAUACCUCCGCCUGCAGCAGCAAUAUCAGCGGGAACACGAGAGCAAGCACUCCGAUGAAGGUUCUCGGACUCCCCCUGAAGAUGCAGCCUCUCCAACUGCAGGAGCAGAAGCAGCAGCAGGACAGCCCCCCGCCUUUUUGACAGCUGCAGAAGCAGCAUUAGUUGCAAGAGCUCUGCUACCGCAUGCAGCAGCCGCUGCCGCUGCCGGGGACAUGCGAGGGGACCAGCUCUGUACGACGCUGCGGUACUUCUCCACAGUAAACUGCGCGUCUUUCGGCGCAGCCGUGCAGCAGCAGCGGCUUUUGCUUUGCGCCCGUUUGCUACAUCAGCUGCUAGCGAAAGGACCCUGCAGCCUCCCGCAGCACUCCCUUGCCUCUUCCCUGCAGGCACUUCGAUCUCUUACCCCGCUGCUCUUGGAACGACAGCACGUUGUGGCAGGCCUAAAGCCUAAGGCUUUCGUGCUGCUGUUGUGUGUCACUGCGGACUGCGCGGCAGUACCCGCAGUCGCAGAAGGCCACUGCGGAGAUGGGGAACUGACUGAAGGCGAGCAUGAAGAGCACACUUUCACGUCUACUAAAACAGCAGACGCAGCAGCGGGGGAGCUCUCUUUGUUGCUGCAGCUUCUGCAAGCGCUCCAGCGCGCCCCCCUGCUGCAGCAGAUGGCGCAUGCGGCCCCUCAGGUGCGGCGGCAGCAGCUGCAACUGCUCGAGGAGACACUGCAACAAGCUGCCGCAGCGUUUGGGAUUUGUGCUGCUGCAGGGGAGCCUCGUUGCACCCAACAGCAGCACCAGCAACAGGCCGACGCAGCUCAAGAGGUACUGCUACAAUUGCGGCAGACACUUCACCGAGCGUGCACGCGGCUCUCCUGGCAGCAGCAAGAUCCCCGGCAGCCGCACCGAAAACUUCAAUUGAAACAGCAGACAGUUUCGUGUCUUUAG